Molecule: messenger RNA, 1431 nt
Organism: Trichomonas vaginalis G3
Lineage: Eukaryota; Parabasalia; Trichomonadida; Trichomonadidae
Product: ribonuclease inhibitor domain-containing protein
Exons: 1
Coding region: 1-1431 (476 amino acids)
Source: RefSeq, a predicted model, not a curated record
AUGAUACUUAUUGUUUUAUUUAUUAAAUACAAAGAUAUUGAUAGCGAAUGUUAUUCAGAAGACGGAAAAACUCUUACAAAAGUUACAGAUCCAUAUCCAAACCUCAGAAUAUCUGCGCAAUGCGAAAUCAUUGAAGAAAAAUGCUUUUACGAGCUUAAAUCAUUGGAAUAUUUUACAUUUGAAGAAAAUCCUAACUUAACAGUAGUAGGGAAAGAAAGUUUUUCUCGAUGCAAUAAUAUUAAAAUUAUUGAUUUAUCUUUCUGCAACAAACUUACAAAAAUUUCAGAAAGUGCAUUUUCUGGUUGCUCUAAUGUAGCAGAAUUAAUUUUACCUAAAGGACUUCUUGAAAUACUGCUAUCUGCUUUUCAUAAUAUUGAGCACAUAACAAACGUAACAAUUCCAGCAUCUGUAGAGAUAAUAGGUCGAGCUGCAUUUAGUUUUUGUCAUUCUCUAAAAAAUGUUAUUUUUGAAGAAGGAUCAAAUUUAACUUCUUUAGAAUAUGAAGUUUUUACUAAUACUCAAAUCACUUCUUUUCGAAUUCCAGAAAAAGUAACAAAAGUCAAUGGCUGGGCAUUCGAUAAUUCCGAAUUAACAAAUCUAACGGUUGAUGAUAAGAAUGAGCAUAUAAAAAUUGAAAACAAUAUUGUUUUUUCAAAGGACAAAAAAGUUUUGUUUUUUAUUUGGAAUAAAUCCGAAACAUUUGAAAUUCCAGAUUGCGUUACAACUUUAGGGGAUCUACUAUUUUUCAAUUCCAAAUUAAAGUCAAUAACAAUUCCCGAAUCUGUCAUUACUAUAGAAGAUUACUGUUUUGGAAGUACAAAACUUACAUCAAUUAUAAUUCCAGAAAAUGUAAAAAAGAUCCGGGAUUGUGCUUUUAGUCACUGCUAUGAACUGAUAAAUAUUACAUUUAAAGGUUCAUUUGAAAUUGGUAAUUCUAUUUUUUCUUGGUGUACUAAUCUUGAACAUGUUAUUUUUCCUAAUACAUCCAUGAUUAUUGACUCACGUUCUUUAUGCAAUCAUGAUACUCCCAAAUUAACAAUUUCAUUCACAAACAAAACUUUAUUUUCUUUUGGCUCGAUUUCAAGUAUCAAAAAUAUUUCAGUUUCAUAUCUUACUGAACCAUAUUUGAUAAUUGAUACGUAUUCUAUAGUAAUGAAUUAUGAUAGAACAGAAAUAUAUGAAUGUUGGGGAUAUAACUACGGAAAUAGCGUUACUAUGAUCCCUGAAACAGUAGAAACUAUUCGAGUAAGUGCAUUCGAAAAUUCAACAAUUUCAUUUUUAAUGUUUAGUUCAAAUUCAAAAUUGUCUGUGAUCCAGAGUUAUGCUUUUAGAAAUUGUUCCAAAUUAUCAGGAUUUAAUAUUUAUUUAACAAAAUUAGAAAAAAUAGGAAACUCAGCAUUUAAGGGUGCACCCGUAUGUACGUUUAUUUGA